GUGCGCUUUGGAGACAUUCAGCCUCCUUACGCACAUUUUCCUGUGUCUCUAUCCCUACAGGGGUCGCUUCUAAAUUCAGUCCCAUCUGCGAAAGAGAACCUCAAACCUUCGACUCAAAUCAAAUCCUCUAUCUUCAUUACACUCUUUUUCCCUUCCACUAAUUGUUCUCAAUUUCUGUUUUUCCUUUCAAACCUAACCCUAAUUUCACAUUUUUUCUUUAAAGUUUUCCUUGGCUUUCGAUAACUCUCUGUAAAUUCAUUACUUGGGAGCUUAUAUGCUAUUGAAUUAUUGUUGCUUUGCUUAAAGUAAAGGAAAAAUUAAAAUACUGAGGACUGAUUUAUUUAUCUGUUUCUGAUUCAAAUUCAUAGUUUUUUGUUUGCUGAGGUUUGUGGGUUUUCUUAUUUAGUAGCUUUUGGAAAAGCAAUAGAGUUAAAGUUUGGUUUUUUCUUUCCAAAAAUUUUGAAACAUUGUCGUAUUUCUCUCUCUACCGAUCAGUUCUACAACUAACAAUAUCAACUAAUACACUAUCAGCACCAAACCCAUAACGACCUGAUUUUCUAUCAGUGAUCGACAACUCCCUUUUGUGGUAAUCUGAUGAUUUGUUGAAUUCUAUUGCAAAUGUCGGUGGAAAGGUCGUUCGAAGCAUGGGAGGAAGUGCAGCGGCAUGGCCAGGACCUUGCGGACCGGCUGGCGCAGGGAUUUACGGGCCUUAUUCAAUCCCAUAUGACAAACACGCCAGCUUUUACUUGGCCUAACCCUCAGAAAGCGAAGCUUUUCGAUUUGGAAUUCCGAGGCCAAAAUUUCAAUGGAAGGGAUUUGGGAGUUUUAACCGAUUAUAGUGGGAUAAAUGGGGUUUCUGCGAUUUUCGAUAUUGGAAACAGAAUUUGCCAAGCUGGUGCAGAUUUUGGGGCGUGCUUGAAUGGGUUAGUGCAGCAGUUCUUUAGGAGGUUGCCGGUGCCGUUUAGGCAGGAGGAGGCUGUUGGGAUGGACGUGAGGAGGGAUGGUAAAAGGAGGAUUUUUGGGGUGGGUGUGGAGGGCGAGUUGGAGUUGGAGUUGGUGAGUGAGAGGUUGAGGGAUUAUGGGUUUGUAGAGAAUGAUGCGACGGGCGGUAAGCUUGGUGGUUCAUCAGACGAAGAAAUAGGUUGGUUUAAUUUGAAAUCCGUGGGGUAUCUUGGUAAAUCACAGGGGGUCAUAAAUAUCACAUCAACUUAUGACAGUAGAACUAACAACAUAGAGAGUUCUUUGGUUGCAAGAGGAGAUUUAUGGAGAGUUGAGACAUCACAUGGCAGUUCCACAUCAGGAAAUGAUAAUUCGUCUCUCUUCCUUGUCCAGCUUGGACCGCUACUAUUUGUUCGUGACUCGACACUUCUUCUACCUGUUCAUUUGUCAAAGCAACACUUGCUUUGGUAUGGUUAUGAUAGGAAGAAUGGAAUGCAUUCUCUAUGUCCUGCUGUAUGGUCAAAGCAUAGAAGGUGGCUGUUAAUGUCAAUGCUGUGUCUCAAUCCAUUAGCUUGUUCGUUCGUAGAUUUGCAGUUUCCAAAUGGUCAGUUUACCUAUGUGUCAGGUGAGGGGCUGACUACAAGUGCUUUUCUACCCCUUUUUGGGGGCCUUCUCCAAGCUCAGGGUCAAUAUCCAGGAGAAAUGAGAUUUAGCUUCUCUCAUAAGAACAAGUGGGGUACACGCAUCACGCCAAUGGUACAAUGGCCUGACAAAUCAUUUACAUUAGGUUUUGAACAAGCCUUAGCAUGGCAGAGAUCAGGUCUAAUGGUGAGGCCUACAUUUCAGUUCAGUUUGUGCCCAACUUUGGGUGGAAGCAAUCCUGGGUUGCGAGCAGAACUUAUUCAUUCAGUAAAUGAACAACUGAAUCUGAUCUGCGGCUGUGCAUUCAUGACACACCCUUCCAUAUUUGCAUCACUGUCUAUUGGCCGGUCUAAGUGGAAUGGUAGCACCGGGAGUUCAGGAAUUGUUGUUAGAGUUGAUAGUCCGCUCUCUGAUGUUGGUCGACCAUCGUUUUCCGUUCAGAUAAAUAGCGGCAUUGAGUUUUGAGCGUCUGGGCAUCACAUAUCUUGCAUUAGGCAUGUAAAUAAUCUCCAGCUUUAGGCUUGUAUAUUUUGAGCGUUCUUUCUAUUUAAUUAUACAAGUAACCAUCGUUUUCUUUCUGUAAUUAAGAGGUUUUUCUUUGUUUUUAUGUGCUUUGUGACAGGUUGAAGCACAAUGUAAAUUUUAAAUUGGACUGGAAUUAUUAUUGGCUCUAGUUUCAGAAAUCUCUGUUGACUGCAUUGCUUCCAAGUUCCAACCUUCUGUCUUGGAGUUAGAUCUGGUCACCGUCUGGAACUGGAAUCUCUCUGUAAAUUAGGUUCAGAAUUGAUUCACAGUUUCAGGAAUUGAACCGAUCAGAACUGGUGGUUUGACUUGUUGAUCUGAUUUGGCCUGAUUUAAAAAAAAAAUUGGAAAAAAAAAUAAUACAUGGCGAACUCUACCCCUUCUACCCGGCGACGGCCAUUUGACGGUUGGCUUGAUUUUUUUAUUUUUUUAUAAGUAUUUUAAUUAAAAAUAAAAUUUAUAAAUUUCUUUUUUUAUUCUUUAUAAAUUUGUAAAUGUCUUUUUGUUCUAUGCAAGUCCUGUGGAACGCUAGUCCCAUGGUUCGAUAUAAUCCAACCGGUUUCCAAACCAA
Hevea brasiliensis (rubber tree) is the source of this 2674-nucleotide messenger RNA. RefSeq lists its product as uncharacterized. The transcript is spliced from 7 exons. Bases 619 to 2046 code for a protein of 475 amino acids. The record is from RefSeq and is a predicted model, not a curated record. Lineage: Eukaryota; Viridiplantae; Streptophyta; Magnoliopsida; Malpighiales; Euphorbiaceae.